This is a messenger RNA of Aspergillus pseudoviridinutans, 1599 nucleotides long. RefSeq names its product DUF2461 domain-containing protein. NCBI's taxonomy places the organism in Eukaryota, Fungi, Ascomycota, Eurotiomycetes, Eurotiales, Aspergillaceae. The coding region runs from base 1 to 1599 and encodes 532 amino acids. The record is from RefSeq and is a predicted model, not a curated record. The transcript is spliced from 9 exons.
AUGCCUCGUCGAUCGUCUCGGGCCGUUCCCGCGCCUGCAGCAGCUCCAGCGCCGACUCCAAAAAGGCGCGCGUCUGACAGAAUCUCUGCAGGCUCAAAAACAGAUCCGAAAAGACAAAGGUACAACAGCACAACCGCCAAGAAGGCCGUCAGGUCUACCGCCAGAAAGAGCAAAUAUUUUGAAGACGAGGGACAUGAAGAAUCAGACCCUGAAUCUAGUCAUGCAUUCGAGGUGGGAGAAGACUCAGGUUCAGCCUACGAAGAUACAAACUUGUCCUCCCCGUCAACUGAACCGGAGUUUGAAGAACCGGAGGCGCUAUCUACAGAUGAGGAGAGAACGAAAAGAUCAACAACAAAGAAGGCUAAACCUAGUGGAGGUCGAAAGACACCAGUGAAAAGCGGUGCGAGAAGAAACAGAGAAAACAAGGAAGAAGACCACCCUAAUGAGCAGAUAGCGGCUUCGCUAAAGGACAAAGAACUAUGGAGAGAGGGUGUCAGCACUGGUUUAGGACCUGGAAAAGAAGUCUUCAUCAAAAAACCUAAAGCCAGAGAUCCCGGAGAUAUUCCCUAUCGGGACGAUACACUGCAUCCGAACACCAUGCUUUUCCUGCAAGAUUUGGCGAAACAUAACGACAGACAGUGGCUCAAAGCGCAUGACGCGGAUUAUCGUGCCUCGAAGAAAGACUGGGAAACCUUCGUCGAAAGUCUCACAGAAAAAAUAUCAGAGCUGGACAGCACCAUCCCUGAGUUGCCUGCAAAGGAUAUCGUUUUCCGCAUCCAUAGAGACAUUCGAUUCAGCAAAGACCCCACUCCAUACAAGACACACUUUUCAGCUGCAUGGUCCCGCACCGGCAAAAAAGGCCCUUAUGCCGCUUAUUAUGUGCAUCUGCAGCCCGGUUCUUGCUUUGUCGGCUCAGGACUCUGGCACCCAGAAGCUGAUAAGCUUGCUCUUCUUCGAGAGGAUAUCGACCAUAGUUCGCAUCGUUUGAAGGCUGUGCUGCGAAGACCGGACAUGCGCCGCGAGUUUUUCAAUGGGAUUCCCGACGACGAAAAGAAGGCUGUACAGGCUUUUGUUAGUCAAAACAAAGAAAGCGCGCUCAAAACAAAGCCCAAGCCGCGCUCGGGUAGCCGGGAGCUACCCGUAUUGGGAGCUCGCGUUCUCACACCCAAAACGUCGCGAGUCGGGAGUCUGCAAGCCUACGAGCCUGAGUCAAUAUUCGCUCGCCCCAGAAAGCGUUCUACUCAUAAUUCUGGACUCCUGAAACUUGGUUCCUGGGACCAGCGCGGAAAUGCCAUCGUUGUCCCACCGGAGUUGCUUUUGGUGUCGAAGAGUUUUCUGCACCGUCUCAUCUGUUUCCAUGGUUCACCAUCUGCCUACUGGCGGGGUUACGAGGCCGACAACGAAAACAUCGAAUUACUCCGUCUACGCAGUUUCACCAUAGGAAAGCCCCUCUCCGACUCGGAAUUUAUGGCCUCGAAUGUUCAAGAGAGAAUUGCCGCCAUCAUUGGUGUCAUGGAACCCUUUGUUACGUACUUGAACAGCGUCGUUAUGCCUGAUCCAGUGGACCAGGAUACAGGCUCCGAGUCCGACUCCGCAUGA